GCGGAGCCUGCGCGCUGCGCCCCAGAGCUCCGCCCGCCCGCCCGCCGGGGCCCGGCCGCGGCCUGGCCCGGCACGAUGCUGAACGUGACGCCGUCGGCCUUCCCCGCGCCCGGCUCCCAGCAGCGAGCGGCAGCGGGUGCCCGCAGCAAGGUACCUUUAAAACCAGGAAGGAGUCUUAUGGAUUGGAUUCGGCUAACUAAAAGUGGGAAGGACUUGACUGGUUUGAAAGGGAGGCUGAUUGAAGUUACUGAAGAUGAGCUCUCUAAACACAACAAAAAGGAGGACUGCUGGAUAUGUAUAAGAGGAUUCGUAUAUAAUGUCACGCCGUACAUGGAAUACCAUCCAGGUGGUGAGGAUGAACUAAUGAAAGCAGCAGGAACUGAUGGUACAGAUCUCUUUGAUCAGGUUCAUCGUUGGGUCAAUUACGAAUCAAUGCUGAAGGAAUGUCUUGUUGGGAGAAUGGCUGUCAAGCCUGUUGCUGCUCCAAAAGAGAUUUCUUCUGCUGUGUCUGAAGACAAGAAACAGCUUAAUGGUGUGCUUCCUGAGAAGAAAGUACUGACUUCUUCUGCUAAAGAUUUAAGUCCGAGUUACGACUGGUUCCAAACAGAUAGUUUGAUCACGAUUGUCAUAUAUACUAAGCAGAAGGACAUGAAUGCAGACUUGGUGAUAGUUGACUGUCAAGACAAACAAUUAAGGGGAGAAAUCAUCAUGGAUGACCACUCAUAUCUUGUAGAAGUUGACUUGGAUCAUGCAGUUUCAGAAGAUGUGGCUGUAAAUGUUGCUGAAAAAGUAGGGAAAGUAGAGAUUAUCUUAAAUAAAAAGGAUAAUGUUCAUUGGAAAAUGCUGGGACAGCCCUGUGAGGGUCAUAAUACUUUUAUCAAACGCACAGACAGAGGACUGUUCUACAGAAAAUGCAAGUUGGUUUCUAAGACAGAAGUUACCCAUGACACCAAACUCUUCUGCCUAAUGUUGCCUAAGGGGACACAUCUCCACGUUCCCACUGGACAACAUGUUUACCUCAAACACAUUAUUGCAGGGACAGAGGUAGUAAAACCAUACACACCUGUGUUGCCUUUUUUGCCACUGGAUUUCCAAGAACCACCUUGCCAUGAUAGUGUGCAUAUAUAUUUAAUGAUUAAAAUUUAUCCCCAUGGACUGUUCACACAGGCACUUGACCACCUACAAAUUGGAGACUAUAUUUCUGUCAGCAAUCCUGAAGGCAACUUCAAGAAGUCACAAGUUCAAACUUCAGAAGAUCUCCUUUUAUUGGCAGGAGGCACAGGUUUCACACCAAUGGUUAAGCUGCUGAAUUUUGCUCUCUCUGAAGUUAGCUGUCUCAGGACAGUGAAGCUGAUCUUCUUCAACAAAACUGAGGAUGACAUACUCUGGAGAAACCAGCUAGAGCAAUUAGCUCUUAAAGAUGAAAGGUUUGAGGUUGAGUUCAUUCUUUCACAACCAUCAAAAGACUGGGUAGGUAAACAGGGGAAGAUUUCUCUAUCUCUUCUGUCUGAGUUUGUGAAAAGCAGAAGAGAUUCCAAAGUGCUUAUCUGCAUCUGUGGUCCAGCACCUUUUACAGAACAAGGAGUACAAUAUCUGAAGGACCUGGGAUACUCUCAAGAAGAGAUACAUGCUUUCACUGCAUAAACCCAUAGGAGGAUAUCAAUGUUUGUUUGUAUAAUUCAGUGUUAUUUAUUUAUCUUCAUGAAUUUAAAUAAGUGAGAAACAAUUUUGUAAGACUUGAAAUUUCACUCUUGGUACCAAACUGUUUCUUGGAAGAAGCAUAUCUUGGAAAAAAAGUUUUAUACUGUGUUUUAUCUUCUUUUUGUAAAUAUUUUUGCUAAUAUUUAAGUCAUCCAGGGUAUUAAUUUAUUGUAGAGGCAAGCAAAAAAGUGUAGUAUACAUUAUGUCAGGUGUUUCAUGUUGUUGGUUCAUGAGGAUUCUGAAAUUUGCAACAAGCUCUGAUAAAGGUUUUGACUUGAUAAAGCUUAUUAUUUCUUACUGUAAAAAGUCCAAAGAGCAAUACUGUCUGAAAUUAAAUAUUGCACUGUAACUCAGGUAAUCGGUCAUUGAAAAAUUUUCCUUUUCAUCUGAUCUCUCUUAUUUGACUUGCAAGUGAUCCAGAUACAUUUCUGGCUUUGUAAACAAAGAAGAAAAGUACCUUUGGUAAAAUGUAAAGUUUACAUCAAAUAAUAAAAAAAUAAUAAUUUUACAUU
Motacilla alba alba is the source of this 2213-nucleotide messenger RNA. Its product is annotated as cytochrome b5 reductase 4. The transcript is spliced from 16 exons. The coding region runs from base 76 to 1644 and encodes 522 amino acids. Gene Ontology annotation, biological process: generation of precursor metabolites and energy; superoxide metabolic process. Gene Ontology annotation, molecular function: heme binding; oxidoreductase activity. The record is from RefSeq and is a predicted model, not a curated record. Gene Ontology annotation, cellular component: endoplasmic reticulum. NCBI's taxonomy places the organism in Eukaryota, Metazoa, Chordata, Aves, Passeriformes, Motacillidae.